Messenger RNA from Strongylus vulgaris, 618 nucleotides. The record is from the annotation of a GenBank genome assembly. NCBI's taxonomy places the organism in Eukaryota, Metazoa, Nematoda, Chromadorea, Rhabditida, Strongylidae.
AUGGUGGACAGGACAUGGAAGACAUCGGGUACAUUGAAGCUGCAGUUUGCACCGAGAUUGGAGUUUGCAUUGCUGAUUUUAGUUUCCGAACCUAUAUUUAUCGAUAGAGACCCGAAGUACUUUGGUUUGUUGUUGGAAUUCUUGGCAACGGGUAAUGUUGAUCUUCCUCGAUCAGAUAUCGAAUUGGCUGCUAUCAUACAGGAGGCUGAGUUCUAUCAAGUUGAUGAGCUGAUAGCUAAAAUUAUACGUGAGGAUCGUCGUUGUUUUGGUGAAGGACCUCCUUUCUUCCCGAAGGAUAGGGUAGUAUGGAAAACACGCAAUUUCUGGCGUUUGCUUUCUCAAAAUGGUUGGAAUUUUGAUGGUUCUCGCAAAGAUGUUCCCUUGUGUUUCACUUAUUUCACUCUAUUUUCCCGGAAUGAGACAUGCUAUAUGUGUGGUGUCGAAACUAAAGAUUUAAACGGACUCUACAAAUCAUUGUUUGAUUUUUCGCGUGAUUUCAGCUAUACUACUGGUGAGAUCGAAAAGAUUUAUGGUGAUUGUUGUUGUUGCGACGUACGAUUUGGAAAAUCGUCUUUCAUCUUUCAUGUGCCGACGAAAAUGCUUCGUUUGGCUGAUUGA